GAGUGAGUUUGGGCCAGAGGAUGGGAGAUAUAAGAGGAUGGGGAGUUAAUGAUGAGUGGACAUCAACACAUCACCACUACCAUCUCACAGUACAACACAACAACCACUCAACAUCCAACCCACCCAGCAACAACCCUCGUCCAUCAAUAUGUCAUACUCACCACCACGCACCACCCUCCUCGCCACCCCCUCCCGCUCCCGCGGCGACCUCAUCGCAAAAUUCCACUCCUUCUUCCAGGAAGCCCAAACCAACCCCACACUCUCACCCCACGUCUUCGACGCCUGGUUCUUCACUCUAACUACAGAAGACCGCGCAACCGUCCACGAAAUCCUCCAACCGCUGAACAACGCCAGCUGGCCACAGGAUGUUGAGUUCCCCAACAUCAUCGCGCUGGUGCACUGGACGCGUGACCACCGUGAGGGAGAGAAGACGCAGAAAAUUGUAGAGCACAUGGAGGAUUUGCGUAAAUCGAAUGCUGGAACCACCCAGCCUGAGCCCGAGCCACCCGUUCCUGGACCGACCCGCCCUGGAGGUAUCGACGAUGAGCCGCAGGCCAUUCCUGCCCGCCCAAUGGAAUUCAUGGCAGUCGUGAUCAUGGUAUUGGCUCCGGCUUGGUUGGUACGUCUCCUGGCCGCUCUACUUUUGCUUCUACAACAUGUCUAA
Alternaria rosae is the source of this 664-nucleotide messenger RNA. RefSeq lists its product as uncharacterized. The record is from RefSeq and is a predicted model, not a curated record. NCBI's taxonomy places the organism in Eukaryota, Fungi, Ascomycota, Dothideomycetes, Pleosporales, Pleosporaceae. Bases 149 to 664 code for a protein of 171 amino acids. The transcript has a single exon.